UAACUAUAUAUAAGCUGCCUGUCUCUGAGCCACCGCCUCCACAGUUCUCAUCCAGAGCCAGACCCGAUUCAAUAUGAGGGAGAUUGUGCAUAUCCAGGCCGGCCAGUGCGGCAACCAGAUCGGGGCCAAGUUCUGGGAAGUGAUCAGCGAUGAGCACGGGAUCGACCCCAGUGGAAACUACGUUGGGGAUUCCGACCUGCAGCUGGAGAGGAUCAGCGUCUACUACAAUGAAGCCUCAUCUCACAAAUACGUGCCCCGCGCUAUCCUGGUGGAUUUGGAGCCCGGAACCAUGGACAGUGUGCGAUCAGGAGCGUUUGGACAUCUCUUCAGGCCAGAUAACUUCAUAUUUGGGCAGAGUGGUGCCGGUAACAACUGGGCAAAGGGUCACUACACCGAAGGUGCGGAAUUAGUAGACUCCGUGUUGGACGUGGUGAGGAAAGAAUGCGAAAACUGCGACUGCCUGCAGGGCUUCCAGCUCACGCACUCUCUUGGUGGCGGCACUGGCUCUGGGAUGGGCACUCUGCUCAUCAGUAAGGUCAGGGAGGAGUAUCCCGAUCGUAUUAUGAACACUUUUAGCGUUGUCCCGUCCCCUAAAGUUUCUGACACAGUAGUUGAGCCGUAUAACGCAACGCUGUCCAUCCAUCAGUUGGUGGAGAACACGGAUGAAACGUACUGCAUUGACAACGAGGCUUUGUAUGACAUCUGCUUCCGCACUCUCAAGCUGGCUACUCCAACCUAUGGUGACCUCAACCACCUAGUCAGCGCCACAAUGAGUGGAGUGACCACUUCCCUGAGGUUCCCUGGCCAACUCAAUGCUGACCUUCGCAAGCUAGCAGUUAACAUGGUACCCUUCCCUCGUCUACAUUUCUUCAUGCCAGGCUUUGCACCACUGACCGCUCGUGGCAGCCAACAGUACCGGGCACUGACCGUACCUGAGCUCACCCAGCAGAUGUUUGAUGCUAAGAACAUGAUGGCUGCCUGUGAUCCCAGGCAUGGACGUUACCUGACGGUGGCCACCGUUUUCCGUGGACGCAUGUCCAUGAAAGAGGUGGACGAGCAAAUGCUGGCCAUCCAGAGCAAGAACAGCAGCUACUUUGUGGAAUGGAUCCCCAACAAUGUCAAAGUAGCUGUGUGUGACAUCCCGCCUCGUGGUCUCAAGAUGUCUUCCACCUUCAUAGGCAACAGCACUGCCAUCCAGGAACUCUUCAAGCGUAUUUCUGAGCAGUUCACUGCCAUGUUCCGACGCAAGGCCUUCUUGCAUUGGUACACAGGAGAGGGUAUGGACGAGAUGGAGUUCACAGAAGCCGAGAGCAACAUGAAUGACCUGGUGUCAGAGUACCAGCAGUACCAAGAUGCCACAGCAGAGGAGGAAGGAGAGAUGUAUGAAGAUGACGAGGAAGAGUCUGAAGCUCAGGGGAAGUAAGGAGAUAGCCUUUCACCUUGAGACAUCGGCACCCUCUACAAGGUUUUAGGAAUCAUUCAUUCAACUUCAUGCGUCUCUUACUGCUUUAGAAUUAUAGAAUCUACGCCUCCAGCCUCCAUUCCCUUUAUUUAUUUAACUCUGUCGUCAUAGGAGUCUAGAAAGUGUGUAACAACGGAAAAUGUGUUUAUUGCCAGGACCUAGGUGUGCUGAUCUUUAUUGGGACGGAGCGUCCGACCGACUAAGAUGUUAAGGCAUGGAAGUGAAUGAGGACCAUGGAAAGUUAGAGAGUUUAGGUAGAGGUGGCAGGUGGAACUAGGCAGGAACUGAGGACCCUAGAAGGUUUCCUACUUUGGCAGGAGAGGAGAUCUGGCACCUUAAGUAAAUACGAGUGUUUUUACCAUCUGUAUUUUUGGCACAGAGAGUUAAUGAAGUAAAGGGACAUGGUCUACAGUUACACCUCUUACUGGGUGUAUCCGAAAACAUUCAUGCAACCAAACAGAAUUACCCCUAAGCCACCCAUACUUUGGUGUAUUGCCAUUUUUUUUUUAAAUCUGAUCAUGUCUGAAACUUUUUUUAAUGUGCAUUUCUUUUUUAAUGUCUGUUUUCUUGGAUUAUUUAUUUUUAAAUUACUAAUAAACUUCCUGCUGUCCGA
This is a messenger RNA of Spea bombifrons (plains spadefoot toad), 2075 nucleotides long. RefSeq names its product tubulin beta 3 class III (gene TUBB3). Gene Ontology annotation, molecular function: structural constituent of cytoskeleton; GTPase activity; GTP binding. The record is from RefSeq and is a predicted model, not a curated record. Gene Ontology annotation, cellular component: microtubule; cytoplasm. Gene Ontology annotation, biological process: mitotic cell cycle; axon guidance; microtubule cytoskeleton organization. The coding region runs from base 74 to 1423 and encodes 449 amino acids. Lineage: Eukaryota; Metazoa; Chordata; Amphibia; Anura; Pelobatidae. The transcript is spliced from 4 exons.